AUGGUUUUUACUUUAAUUUUUCUUUCAGCCUCUUACAUAACGACCUCGCGGGGUACCACACUUCUCUACAUCAACGAGUACACUUUCUGCAAGAACGGUAACUCGCGCGCCAGUGGUAUUCGAUACACCUGCUCAUGCCGACUCAGCAAGGAAUGCAACGCUUAUGCUUAUGUCAAUAAAGAUGAAAUCAUAUAUAAAUCUUACUUGGAGCACAACCAUCCGCCGACAAAGUAUUUAAAAGUGAGCUCGGGGUAUUACGUUGCCUGUAAAUUUGUUUUUGCAGCGUCAUACAUAACGUUAACAAGAGGCACAAAACUGCUAAUGAUCAAUAACUUUUCAUACUCCCUCAGCGGGCCUAUCCGUGACGGGGGCGCCAGGUACACAUGCUCAAGCUACUUAAGUAGACGAUGCAAAGCAUUUGCACAUGUCAGUAAAGAUGACGUUAUUUUGAAGUUUAGUACAGAGCAUAACCACCCGCCCACCAAAUAUAUGAAAACAUCUUCCGGCCUUUACAUUAAAGUAGGGAAUUAAUCUGUUAAGUCAGGG
This is a messenger RNA of Cydia amplana, 546 nucleotides long. RefSeq lists its product as uncharacterized. Bases 1 to 531 code for a protein of 176 amino acids. The transcript has 2 exons. The record is from RefSeq and is a predicted model, not a curated record. NCBI's taxonomy places the organism in Eukaryota, Metazoa, Arthropoda, Insecta, Lepidoptera, Tortricidae.